GAGAGCGCGCGCGGCUGGCGAGUGAAGCUGCCUUGGCGAGUGAGCGCCGCCGUUGCCAUUUGCAGCCUCGUCAGUGGAAGGCGAAGGGGAGCCUCCGCCGCUUGACGCUCGGCUCAGCUCAUCGCAGCUUCGCCAGAGGACGAGCGGACACGGAAGCAAGCACCGGCGAGAACGGCUCACCGCUAACAGACGGUGGGAGUGAUGCAGUCCUUCCGUGAGCGCGCUGGUGGUUACCACAGCAACCAACCCUGCUACCAGCAGGAGCCCCACGAAUUAUCACGCCUGGAGACGUACCGACAACACACGCAUCAUGCCCACCCUCAGCUACCCCACCCGGGGCCUGGUCCACAUCCAGGCCCGGGUCCAGGGCUUUCAAGGUCAAACUAUGAGGCCCGCUCGCUGGUUAACACAACAAGUAUGUCUACAGCCGCAGGAACAGGGACAGGAGGAGCACCUAAGGACUGUUAUAGCCAGCCAGCCUACCCUGGUUUCCCGGUCAAUGGUGGCGGGAACGCAAACGGAGGCUCUGCACCCUCGCAGGCUAAGAAGAAAAUCCCUAAAUUCCCUCCGACAAGUUCUGGUCAACAUUUACAGGGUCAUGGUGCUUACAGUAACCACAUGGGCUCUGGGACAUACUCGGCCCAGUACAUGAGCGGGGGACACCUCCAGCAGAAAUGGGAAGACCCAUCUCAGUUGACAUCGUAUGAGCAUGAGAUGGUUAGCCGAAUUGAGGCUGGAGGUCCACCUGGCCCUAACUCCUCACAGUACAUGGACCAGAACAUGCUGGGCCACUCCCAGACCCAGUGCCAUCAGCCCUCUGCCCCCUCAUUCCCAAGCCCCCAUCACCAGUCACACCCAAAUAACCCUUCCCCUUCACCUUUAUUGUAUCCACAAAGUCACCUGCACUACCCCCAACCUUCCCCCUCUCCUUCACCUUACAUCGAAAAGUGCAGCCCCAUGCCCCCAUGCUAUAAAGGUUAUAGCAUAACGCCGACCUCCCAGUAUGGCAGACAAAUGAGCAGCCACAGUAAUCUGAAGCAAGGAGGCUACAGGCCAUCCCAGAAUAGCUAUAGCUACCAACACUCGAGAGGUUAUGAGCCACAGCCCCCUCUGCAACCCAUGACCAGCCCCCAGGAACCCCACCCAAAAUACCAACAUUUCAGCCAACCACAACCAAACUACUGUCUCUCUGAACUGGCUGUGAGGUCACCUGAACAGUAUUAUCAAACUUGCAGUCCCUCCUCCAACCACUCUCCCGCACGAUCGGUUGGACGCUCCCCUUCAUACAGCUCCACCCCUUCGCCUUUAAUGACCAAUCCGGAGUCCUUCCAGUACGGCCAACCGCCCAUCACCCCAGGACCGGCCUCGUCGUCAUCAUCCACCUCCAUGGGCCAUCAAGAGCAAGGCGGGUCCAAUGCUAUGCUGUUGCCCCCACGCUCACACCCAUCACCCAGUGUGCCCCAGGCAGCACCCCAAAGCUUCACAAGCACACUACAAGGACCUAGCAUGAAAGAGCGUUUCUCAGAGAAGCUGCUGUCAAACCCGAGCUUGUGGAGCCUGAAUGCCCUCACCUCUCAGGUCGAGAACAUAUCCAACAACGUCCAACAGUUGCUGCUUUCAGAGACUCUGGUGGCCAACAAGAAAAAUGCAAAACGAAACAGUGGAGGAAGCAACAGCAGUUCUGGAAGUGCAGCAUCCUCCAAAAAGGCUGAUGAGUACAAAAAUACAUAUCCAGAAAGUACUGGUGGUUUAAGUGGAGGACCAGUGCAGGACCUUUACUCUAAUGUUCAACAUCAGCGGAUGCUGAUGGAACUGCACGAGGGAGGCUACUCCAGCAGUAGUGAUGAACAACUGGAGAGGGGCUACUACUACAGAAACCAGGGCAGAAGUCCAGCUCAGCCUCCCAACAACACACAUAUUAACGUGGACACAAUGUCAUCCUGUUCCAUGACAUCUCCAGAUGAUGUCUCCACCAGGUCGGGAGACUCGGGAUUGCACAACUUUACUCCUGACCCAAUUACGUGUCAGUCAGUACAAGGAGAAGAUAUCACUCCGGUCAAGAGCAACAGUGAGGGGAGGUCUCCUACCAGCAUUACCAUUCCCAGUCCUAUUAAACCGGACACCGACUCAUCUUCCGACAUACAGCAGAUCAAUGAGUCUGUUAGAGAAAACUUUGAAGAAUCAGCAUGGACGGAGAAGUCAGCUGACAAAGAAGUGGCAACUAGGCCAAAACCGCCUGACUAUGAAAGAGAUACUGACGUGACUAAUCUGACAGAGAAACAGGAAAAAUGGUCAGAUGAGGACAAAUGUUCAUUUCUAUACAACCAAGCAAACAAAGGUGGGGCAGACAAAGACUUUUGCUAUGCGGAGACAGUCUACGAAGGGGUCCAGAGAAAAUAUGAUCCUGAUUCACUUGAACAGUCCCCAGCUGCGUGCUCUGACUCAAGCCACAAUUUUGGCCAAGAGAUAAAAGAGGCAUACAAAUCAGAGUCAUCAGAUGCUUCUGAGAGCUCGCUAAAAACAUUGCCUUUCAAUCCUGUGAGUGACCUUGAACAGGAUCAAUAUUCCACAGAGAAGGAGGACAGCUCAGACAACACUUCUUCAACCCCUCGAAUUGAGGCCUUGGAAGAGGAACAUUCAGAGAAGACAGAGCUCAAACAACUGAUUGAAGAAGAGGAAAAGGAGGAGGAAAACAAUGGACAAGAAACAUUCGAUGAAAGAAAGCAACAUGCUCUUUCCCCGCCCCUGUCUGAUGAGGUGAGAAGAGAACUAGGGGAGGAGGAGUACAUUAGCCAGUCAUUGAAUUCUGAUUUCAUGAACAGACACGGCUGUGAGAAACCUUCUGCCAACCUUUGCACCAAGACAGAGACUCAAAGAGCUGAGUUCCAUAGUGACAAUGAGCUUGCGGGAGUGCCUGCACAUCCAAAUGUGGCAGCAGCGCCGAAUGCUUCUUCGAGAGAAUCGGCCAUCGGUGACACCGCUCCGCAGCCCCAAUCUGCUAUGCCAGUUUUCUCAGCUCUCAAUGACAAGACAACACCAACUCCAGCCCAGUCCAGGGAUCAUAUGGAUCACAGCGACGCCAAAGUGCUGGAGCCAGACUCUCCUCAGUUGCCCGGGAAGUCAAUACUUCCCUCAGCCCCCUCCUGGGCGGACACACCGCCCUCCCCAAAGAAAGGUGAUGAGGACAUGGAGCCGGGCCUCAGCUGCUCCAGUGCCGUGACCCCCUUGGCCAAGCCAGAGCCUGUGGCCCCAUCUGGUCAACCCAGGGCAUUUGGACGUAAGCAUGCAAGGGGGAGAAGGAAACUGAUGCUUUCAGGUAUGGCAAUCAGGCGACAGCUAAGCUUGGAAAGGGAUGAAGAGAAGGAUGAUGAAGGAGACCCCCUGGCCUCAGAGAAGCCCUGCAGGCCUUUGAGCAAAACUAUGUUGUUCUCAGAUCAAACCGACUUAGCUCAUCAGGAAUCAAUAGUGAGCCAGACAACCAAAAUAUUAACUGAAGGACUAAGUUCAAGAAUGUGCACACGUUCAUUCAAUGCGCCAGAUUUACCACCCAAAGGCGAGGCUCAUUUAAAGGGGAAACCAGGCCCAAAACCUGGACCCAAACCAGGACUGAAAACUGGACCAAAGCCAGGGCCAAAACCUGGAGGCAAACCAAGUCCUAAACUUGCCCUAAAGCCCGGACCAAAGCCCGGGCCAAAACCAGGACUUAAAUCCGGACAAAAGGUUGUGGCAAAUACACCAGAUCCAGCAGAGAAAAUUGAGUCUCGAGGGAAACGAAAACCAGGGCCCAAACCAGGCUUAAAACCGACAUUAAAACUUGGGCCUAAACCUGUUUCAAAGACAGGACCAAAGCCUGCGUUCAAAUCUGAAGAUGAAUUGCCACCCAGUGAAAACGUAACCAUCAAGUCCCCCGUCGGUCGCCCCAAAGGCUCAGUUUCUCAGGCCAAGCAGACACAACAAGAAGAAAUCAUUCUACAUUUGACAGGGCCACAGGGCAGGGGCAGAAAAAAUAUCAAGACUACGCUAUCGCAAAUAAACCAGGAUAUCAAAGUAACAAACCAUGACGAAAAGUCACCAAAUGUCAUAAAAGCACAAGAAAAUGACAAUAAAAACAUGACCUUGAGGUCAAGAAAGCCUUCACAGGCAAAAUCAUCAAAAGAAAAGGAGAAACCAAUACACAAAGAUAAUUUAACACCAGCAGUGACAGAAACGGGCACACUUGAUUGUUCCAUAAAAGAGGACCGUUUCGCUCAGGAACAAUGUCUUACUCCAAGUCCUUACAUGGUAAAAAAGACUCCAACUGAACCUCCUGAACUGCUUCCAUCUGAAAAUACUGAAGAAAAGAUGAUGCUUCCACUCAAAUAUCAGUCAUUCAUGGAACCCGCUACGGUGCCUGUAAAGAAGAAGAGGGGUCCAAAGCCUAAAUCAAAAUCCCAGGCCACGCCGCUGGCGCGGGUUGUCUCCACACCGAAAGAGGCGGAUGUCCCGGGGCCCAGAAAAAAGAAAGGGCCAGCCACGAAAGAGCCUGAGGGGACCUACCCAGCCAAACAUAUUCCCUCUAAUGCCACCGAAAGCGAUCCAGGUGAUGUGUCAGUCGUGCCUCCUCAGUGCCCCACCAGAACAAAAGUCCUCCCUCCACGUAAGGGCAGAGGACAGAAAUAUGAAGCCAUGGUGCAGAAAAUCACAUCACCGAGCUCGAAGAAAUACCUCCAAACGUCUCAGACAGACAUCAGUCUCAACGAUGAUGCAACAACGAAGGACUUUUCUCCGCACGCGGUCAAAGACGGAGAGACGGUUAUUCCUGUCAAUGGCACGGAAAUGAUGGAAAGUGAAAUGAAAAGCAGACAGGAGGUUGUGAAACACCUCGAAGGUGCCGCAAGAAAGGAGGUCAAACGAGAAUCUGACAAGCAGAAGAUAUGUCAGGAAGCACCAGUGUCAGAGGAGUUGAGACAAAAGCUGUCAGAAGAGGAUGGAAAUGACCAAGGGCCGAUACAAGAACAUCAACCUGGAACGCUGCGCAAAGUCCAAAGAGCAAUGGGGGCUCAGGUAGACCUCAGUCCUCGAGGAGACUGGACCCAACAAGCAAAAGCAUUUGUAUCCGGAGAUUUAGCCACAACCAAGUCCUCAAAAAGGAAGCGUUGGGCUAUGGUGGAGAGUACGGACGCCUCUGCCGUAGCCUUGGAAGCGGGAGACCUAAUAGUGACGACCCCAAGAGCGGCCAAGCAGAGGGCCAUCAAAAACAACCACGAGAUGCACGUAAAGCAGAAAAGGAAACGAAAAGGUCAGUCUGCGGCAGAAGAAACAGAAGCAGCAAAGGAGAUCAAACUUGAAGUUACGGAGCAACAAGACGGAAUAGUAGAGGAGAUGAUAACCCCUUCGGAAAUGCCCACAUUGCCAAUAAGUCCCGAUGAUAUUAAAGAAUGCCCUGAGGUUGACAGCGCAGAAGUCAUCCAGACGCUGAGAAGAGGAAGAAAAGCAUCUGCAUAUCCAGCUAAGCGGAAACGAGGGAAAGCCUUAUCCGAGGAGAUUUCUGACAAGCCAAUGAAAGUGUACAAAAAGCCCGGGCCAAAACCGGGAAUGAAAGAUGCCUUGGAGGUCAUUGAAGCGGUUGUGAGGGCGGCGGGGUGCGAAGCAGAAAAAGUAGAGAGGCAACAACAGGAGACAGAAAUAGACACGUGUGAAGAGGAAAAAGAUUACAUUGUGGGUCCUGUGGUGACAAUAUCCAAAAAACAGACCGAGACCAUUUCGGUAAAGAGAAUCAGAAACAAGCCGGUCCAACAACACCCUCUGUCUUUCUGUCCGUACGUGCGAAUGAACAACUCCAGAGACUUUUCCUCUUGGUGUGCCAUCGUCAACAAGCCCGAGGAUAUGCAUGUAUUUCAAAGACGGAGAAAAAAGGGAAUUCUCCGAAUGAAGAAUCCUUUCACGGUUGCAAAAGUAGUGCCGCACACUGCCGCCAUGCUGCAAGGACCCACGGUCGAUCCACAUCUAACUAGUAGGCGUCUUACAUGUUGCCUGUGCGGAAAAGAAUCCAACUACAGAGACAUGGGCGAUCUGUGCGGACCAUACUACACGGAAGACGCGGUCCCUCGGAAGCUGUUGACCACUGAACCCGCCGCGCUCUCCCUACGGGAAGUCCUAGAGAAAACCAACCGAGAUGAAGUUAAUGAAGAACCACGCACAUUACCAAAAGUUGAAAAUGAGACCGGCGUCGAGAAAGCAGAAAACACGGAGGAAUCGCCACAAGAGGGCAGAAGUGCCAGACAUCACCAUUGGUCGUCCCGAAGAGCGGAAAGAAAAGAAAGAACGGGUCGAAAGGGCGUUCUACGGAGAAUAACCCUUCGAGAGAGGUUAAAGAGGAUGAAGCAGCUCCAGGCCGGGCCUUCCGAUACCCAAGAGGGUUUGUUCCAAAGGCUGCGAGAAGAAGCACAGGCCAAUGAGCACUGGGCUCAUGAAAACUGUGCUAUCUGGACCAAGGGGGUGAUCAUGGUGGCCGGGCGAUUAUUCGGACUGAAGGAAGCCGCCGACAUCUCAGCCCAAAUGAGCUGCCACAAGUGCCAGAUUGCGGGGGCGUCCCUCAGUUGCUGUUGGAGAAGCUGCUCUCGUAAAUACCACUACGUCUGCGCCAAAGAGAUAGGCUGCACAUUCCACGAAGAUGACUUCUCCAUCAAAUGUCCCAAACAUGAGGAUUUGUAAGAUAUCUGAGUGGACCACCUCGCAGGAGCAAAGCAAAGAUAAAUGCUGUCCUAACAGCCAGCUAAUCCUAUAAAAACGGACAGGAUGACGGACAGGCCCUGCUCCCUGAGGCGGCGCUCCGACACCGACAGCAAGCGAGAGCGAGAACUCUGAGAGACAGGAGAGAAAAAUGCUCCUGGAGAGAGCAACUCCUCAAGGACUCGGGAACGGAAUGUGUUCUGGACCGUGCAUUUGGGAGCCGAGGCACUCCGGGAAGGGGGUCUGUUUGAAAUGCGAAUGUGUGUGUGGCAUUCCGAUGGGUUGCUAUCAUAUUGCCACACCUGGCGGCCAGAGAUUGGACAGGCGCAUCCAUCUGUCCACUUUGUGUGUUGGCCAAAAGAGGUGUGUGUGUGCGUGCGUGCGUGUGUGUGUGUGUGUGUGUAUACGUGAUCUUCCUAAACAUCACUCUACUGUGCAUAUCUGUACAUCUACAACACAAAAUGUCAACAAUGAGCCACUGGAUGUGACACCAAACUGUACAUGAUGAUGCGCUUACACAGGUUCAAAAUAUCAUUGCAGUGUUUUGAUGACAGCGACACCUUGAGAUACAAGUGAUGCAAUUUGCGAAUGUUUUAGAUAUCAGCCACUUUUAAGAUCGUUGACAAAGCUUCAAAAAAAAUGCUUCAAGCUGUUUAUUGCUACUCCAAGUUGUAGUUGACUUCCAAAAUAAAAAGAAUGACACCUUGUCUAAA
Messenger RNA from Hippocampus comes (tiger tail seahorse), 7424 nucleotides. RefSeq names its product retinoic acid induced 1 (gene rai1). Gene Ontology annotation, cellular component: nucleus. The transcript is spliced from 5 exons. NCBI's taxonomy places the organism in Eukaryota, Metazoa, Chordata, Actinopteri, Syngnathiformes, Syngnathidae. Gene Ontology annotation, biological process: regulation of transcription by RNA polymerase II; circadian regulation of gene expression. The coding region runs from base 202 to 6693 and encodes 2163 amino acids. The record is from RefSeq and is a predicted model, not a curated record.